UCGGUAUACGUGUUACGUAAAUAUUAUUACGGCGGGAAACAAAGUUGUGACUCGACUCGAAAUUUGACAGGAUCGCGUAGAAAGUUCUUUUUUCGCUUCGUCCAGCAGGCGAAAAAUUAAUUCAAUGUCGGUAACGGCUACGGCAACUACUGCGUCUAUCCAGGGCGACGAGGAUUUAGAAGAGUUUAAUCCACAGGCGAAACUGAUAAAGGCUAUAGAAGGUAAUGGCAUUACGGCGGGUGAUGUUAAAAAACUGCAGGAAGCGGGUUACUACACUGUCGAGUCAGUGGCGUACACGCCAAAGAAGCAGCUCACCACGAUAAAAGGGCUGAGCGAGGCAAAGGUAGAGAAAAUACUGGAUGCUGCGUACAAGAUGGUGGUGAUGGGCUUUAAGACUGCAACCGAGAUCCAUCAGUACAGGGCGAACACUGUGUAUCUAACGACAGGAUCCGCGGAACUGGACAGGCUCCUGGGUGGAGGGAUUGAGACGGGUUCGAUAACCGAAAUAUUCGGGGAAUUCCGAACAGGCAAGACACAGAUAUGUCAUACGCUUGCGGUCAACUGCCAGUUGCCAGUAGACAUGGGCGGUGGGGAAGGAAAGUGCCUUUACAUCGAUACGGAGGGCACGUUUCGUCCUGAGAGGAUAAUCGCAGUAGCUGAACGGUACAAGAUCAGCUCCGAGUCUGUUUUGGACAAUGUCGCCUGUGCCAGAGCCUUCAAUACCGACCACCAGACACAGCUGCUCAUUCAAGCUUCUGCGAUGAUGACAGAGUCUCGAUACGCACUGCUAAUUGUCGACAGCGCCACAGGUCUCUAUAGAACGGACUAUUCGGGUAGGGGGGAAUUGUCCGCCAGACAAAUGCACCUUGCUAGGUUUCUAAGGAUGCUUCUGAGAAUUGCCGACGAGCACGGCGUAGCAGUCGUAAUAACGAACCAGGUUGUCGCCCAGGUCGACGGUGCGGCCAGUAUGUUUGGCGGUGAUCAGAAGAAGCCCAUCGGCGGUAACAUCAUCGCUCACGCCAGUACCACAAGAUUGUACUUGAGGAAGGGCAGGGGCGAGACUAGAGUUUGCAAAAUAUAUGACUCGCCCUGUCUUCCCGAGAGCGAAGCUAUGUUUUCUAUAAAUUCGGACGGCAUUGGGGACGCUAAAGAAUAAUUUUGAUAACGAGUUGACAAAGUUUUGUGAUACGAUAUACUAUAUAGGAUAAUAUAACUCUAAGGUAAAAGAUUUAAUAUUUUUAUAUAUGAGAACGUAUUUCUAUCAUAGAUUGUAAUGUUUAAUUUAUCAGUAAUCGUUAAGCAAUUUAAUUACGUUAUAUAAAUAAAUAAAUGAAUAAUUCCCCUUGUGUAAAAAUUGUUUGAUGGGCAGUAAUUUAAAAUGUGUAUUAUCAAUUAACAAAGAAA
Neodiprion fabricii is the source of this 1404-nucleotide messenger RNA. RefSeq names its product DNA repair protein RAD51 homolog A (gene spn-A). Lineage: Eukaryota; Metazoa; Arthropoda; Insecta; Hymenoptera; Diprionidae. The record is from RefSeq and is a predicted model, not a curated record. The coding region runs from base 125 to 1156 and encodes 343 amino acids. Gene Ontology annotation, molecular function: single-stranded DNA binding; ATP-dependent DNA damage sensor activity; DNA strand exchange activity. Gene Ontology annotation, biological process: double-strand break repair via homologous recombination; DNA strand invasion; chromosome organization involved in meiotic cell cycle. Gene Ontology annotation, cellular component: condensed nuclear chromosome. The transcript has 2 exons.